This is a messenger RNA of Penicillium antarcticum, 786 nucleotides long. Its product is annotated as PQ-loop repeat-containing protein. The record is from RefSeq and is a predicted model, not a curated record. The transcript is spliced from 5 exons. Lineage: Eukaryota; Fungi; Ascomycota; Eurotiomycetes; Eurotiales; Aspergillaceae. The coding region runs from base 1 to 786 and encodes 261 amino acids.
AUGAACAACCCAGUAGCUGAAAAUGUGCUCGGCACACUCGGUGCGGUUUGCUGGUCAAUUCAGCUCCUCCCUCAAAUCAUAAUCAACUACAGAAGACAUGACACAGAAGGCCUCCAAGGCUCAAUGAUGCUACUAUGGGCCUCAGCAGGCGUACCACUAGGCGUAUACAACAUCGUCGAAGAAUUCAAUAUCGCGCUUCGGGUUCAGCCUCAGAUAUUGACAACGCUGAGUUUAAUCACCUGGGCUCAGUGUUUGUAUUAUGGCAAGAAAUACUCCAUUAUGAAAUGCACUGCCGCGGCAACCUCCCUGCUUCUGAUACUAGGUGGGAUCGAAGUAGGACUUGUUUUUGCUCUGCGCGCCGCAAAGGAUCGGAGCCUAGAAUGGCCUCUUAUCCUGAUGGCUGUUUUGAGUGCUUGUCUUCUUGCUGCGGGUGUGCUGAGACAUUAUUGGGAUAUCUAUAUACAUCGGACUGUUAGGGGAAUCAGUUUUAUUUUUGUUGGUAUUGAUGCAGCUGGGGAUUUGUUUUCCCUCGUGUCUGUUUUAUUCGCGAAGUCUAUCGACAUUCUAGGGAUCAUCAUCUAUGGCACAGAAUUGGGAUUGUGGAUUGGGAUCUUUAUCUGUGGAUGUGUUUUCAAUCUGUUUCCUUGGAUCAAGAAAAGAUCCAGUAAGCGCGCUCAAGAGCGAGAGCCGGUUUCUCUACAUCCCAUGCCGUCGUCGACUUCUGUGUUCAGGACUGCUUCUGGAUCUCAGGUCGUAGAAAGAAGGGCAUGGCAGAAUUCCUCAUGA